Messenger RNA from Angiostrongylus costaricensis, 2499 nucleotides. NCBI's taxonomy places the organism in Eukaryota, Metazoa, Nematoda, Chromadorea, Rhabditida, Metastrongylidae. The record is from the annotation of a GenBank genome assembly.
AUGCUCAUGAUCAUUGACGUUCCUCCAUUAGGCGACAAUGUCUUAAUAGUUUCCACACCAUGGAUAGAAUUUGCUAGAAUUCUUAUGAUGAAAAAGUGCCGAAAUUUACUUGGAUACACAACGGAAAAGGAAUUUGGAAAAUUCGUUAUACCGAUUUCUGGAAAAUACGAUGGAACCUUAAAAACCGUCUUAAAAAUCGGUCUGCGAACGCCAGUGGGUCCCGCAGCGAAUGAGCGCAACGCGGCCGCGUGCCCGACCGAGCGAUCCUCCUCUGGCCGCCGAGCGGUGGACGAUUCGUGUUUCUAUAGAUCUAUUGCGACGUCGAUCAUCUACAGUGGAGAAGAAAUCAUACUCGACGUGAUGACAGAGGCUGAACGCAAGAGUUUUUUCAACUAUACAAGUUCUCGCGCACCUGGAAAAAGACAAAUUAAACCGACAGCUGCAGUUCUCGACAUGGUAUUACCAAACGCUGAUGAUGAAGAUGACGACGAAGAUUUCAUAGCAGAGCAUGACAAUGGAUCAACUGAGUGCUCCGAUUCCGAAUCCGUUGGUUCUGACGAUGACUCAAGCAGCUCCUCUGAGGAAGAUGAAGAGGAAGAAGAAAGUGGUGGAACGAACAAUGAGGAUAUCGUCACUAGCGGAACCAAAUCCGAUGGCAACGCAGAGCGAGCUCUGAUUUGCGCCGUAUGUCUCAGUCUCACCCGAAACGAAAAGAGCGAAGAGCUUAUGCAAUGUGACAAGUGCGGUUUAACGGUGCACGAUUCUUGUUAUCCUACUUUAGAUGUUACCGAGGAUAACGACAGCACCGAUUCAAGUUCUUCAAUGGAACCAUGGUUCUGCGAACCUUGCAUAUUUGGGUUCCAAGAACCGCCCUAUUGUGAGCUUUGCCCAUCAAGAUACGGAGCAAUGAAGCGCUCUGAUGUAGGUGGACGGUGGGUUCAUCUUAUAUGUGCGCUAUACACACGCGGUGUUACCUUCGGUGACAUCGACCAUCUAAGUGCUGUAGGCGAAAUCGCCGAAACGUCAGCCAUCGAUCAACAACGUCAACAGCAACAACGACAACAAAGACCUGUACCAACCUCGCAUCAGCUAAAGAAGAUCAGUUCAUACGGCCACAUAAAUAAAGCGGCUAAUUUUAUAGUGCAAGAACAAAAUCGACUAUUUAUGGUGGGAAAGAAGGUUCUUUCCGAAAGAGAGGAGCGUAAAAGAUUAAGAGCAAAAGAGAAGUACGAAAAACUGUUCCAAUCACUGAUGGGAGUCACAAUUUGUCUUCCCGAAGCAUUCCAUGAUAAGGCCGAAAAGAAGACAAAACGUGCACGUCAUUUAACGAGCUCACCAGAAUUUUUCGAGUGGUUUCAAGAGAAAGCUGAGCUAAGCGGAAUAGAGCCAGUGCACUUUAGACAGGAAUUCACUAAAGUUUCUGGAGACUUCAUUCCCUUUCUUACGCCGGGCUUUUCUGCACAAUUUUUUGAGUAUGUGGAAAACCGUGAACGUCUUGUGAUAGCCACUGAAGAACGUAAACUUCAGUCUAUUAAGGACUCUAAAAUAUCUUUGAAGCAACAACUGGAAUCGCAAACGACUAAAUUGAAACUGAACGAGCAGUCUGGACUUCUCGGCAGAGAGCGUAGUGAGAGAAGGAAGCAAUUGGCGAAUGCUUUUCAUGCUGCGCUCGUGAGGCUUGGCGCUAGAAAAAUUUUCGAUAUUAAUCCCAUUUUUGUGCAAUAUUGUGAUUCUCCUGUUAAUGGGAAGGCGCGAAAUUCUUUGGUAAAAAACUCGCCAAUGGAUUCUUCGGAUAGUCCACCAAAACUCGUGAAGGAAAUAACAAUAAACAUGUGCAAGGAAUGUGGAAAGAGCCACGACCAGCACUUAAUCAUUGGAUGUGAUUCUUGUUACGAAUAUUAUCACAUAGGCUGUCUCGACCCUCCACUUGAAAAAGUACCGAAAAAGGUCAAUUGUGAAUGGCAUUGCGCCCAGUGUUGCGAAAGUGAUGACGAGGAAAGGCAACGUGGAGAGAAUACGGCUGUCUAUAUUGACUUCGUCUACCGUGCUACUGUUCUAAAAUCGGCUCAUGGGAUUUCAUGUUUUCAACUCAACUGUGCCCUUACCAUUCAGCGAGGACAGGAAACCGUUAGUUUAGCCGUUUUCUGUUUGGGUCCUAGCAAAGCUCGUGAGCAGCACAAUCUUAAGGAACUUUACAUUAGCCGGAUGCAAGCACUUAAGCGAGACCUCCUGGGUCAAGUACCUGAGAGUGUAUUUCAACAAGAAUUAUCUAACCAUGGUACUGCGUUCCUGUUGUCAUACGGAGUAAAUAUAUGGCCUAGCGAUUCUCAUGAGGCGUCGUCUACUUUUGUUCAUUGGAGGCAGCAGCCUGUGCGCAUAACUUCUUCCCUCAAAUACGAUGUUGGUGACAGGAAUUCGUUUUCCCACGAAAGAAACAUGGCUGUAGCUGAACGCUGUGAAGUUCGUCUCGAUAAUUCAAUCAUAUCGUUUUUUACGUGA